This is a messenger RNA of Talaromyces proteolyticus, 2819 nucleotides long. RefSeq lists its product as uncharacterized. The transcript has 2 exons. The record is from RefSeq and is a predicted model, not a curated record. Gene Ontology annotation, molecular function: DNA replication origin binding; single-stranded DNA binding. Gene Ontology annotation, cellular component: replication fork protection complex; nucleus. Gene Ontology annotation, biological process: DNA replication; DNA replication initiation. Lineage: Eukaryota; Fungi; Ascomycota; Eurotiomycetes; Eurotiales; Trichocomaceae. Bases 331 to 2748 code for a protein of 805 amino acids.
CAAUUACGCGGGCCGACGCGACGCGCCCUCAGCCCUAAUCUAAUUUCGGGAGCGCGUCGAACGUUGAAAGCUGAAACACCCAAUCACAGGGAACAGCACUGAACCCGGUUUUGUGUACCUGGUCUCGUUUCGAACUCCAGGCUCUCCUUUGAAAGAAGCACUGGGACCUAUAUCGCCGUUGCACAAGCUCACGCCCAAAUUCGCUUUCUCGCCGAGUCGCUAUGGUGCGGGGUUGAUGGGCCACACGAUUCGAUGCAGUGCUAUGGACGUCGAUGGGAGAAUUAGACCGUUCAUACACAGUGCACAUUAAAGGCUGCGGUGGACCAAGUUAUGGUGGAAUCAGUAUCAUGGCCUCCCAAAUCGCCGAGGGAGGCUCUGCUCGCCUCUCCAGGGGGCCGAAAGCGAUUUCUUGAACUGCGGCGCGAAAGAGAAUCGCAAGAAUCCCAUUCACCUCUGAAACGAUCGAACACGGCGCCUAGCUUUCGUGCUCGGUCCCUUCUGCAAGACGGCCAGUAUGAUAGUGAUGCCCAACUUGACGAUGACGAUGAGGACGAAGAGACACUGCAGUUACAAUUGGCGGCUAUUGAGGCAAAGCUCAAGCUCAAGAGGCUACAGCAAAAUAAAUCAGCAAGGCCAUCGACAUCAAGCUCGGAUGUGGACAAUCCUCAUCAACGACGGCUGUCAUCGCCUUCCGCACGACCAGGCAGCCGGUUGAACGCCCUACGAGAACGAUUGGCUGCAUCUGAGCAAAGCAACGAUGUGCAGGUUCCAUUGUCUCCUUCGAAAAGGCCAACUGCAGCCCCGGAACUAGCAUCCCCUCGCAGGGCACUAUUCAAUUUUAAGAAAGCAAGCGAAGUGUCGCUCAAACGACCACCAAGCUCAAACGCGGGGUGGCGUCCUUCAAGUACAACCAACUCUAGAACAAGGCCAUCAUCAAGUACUCAUCUCAAUGACUAUGAUUCAACGGACAUAUGGUCACCCUCGGCCAAUGAUGUUAAACGACCUAAAUCAUUUAGUGAGAGAAUUGCUGAGAGCAGAAACGCCGAUAAGGCCAAGCAAGAACGAACCCAGAAGAUCCAACAAAAUCGAAGCUCUGCCUUCUCAGUUGACAAAGCUGAACUUGAGCGAUACAAGGUAGAAGCUGCUUCAAACACCCAAUCGACGUCUCCCGUCAAACAGAGCCCGGUAGAGUCUUUCAGCCGCGAGGACGUAUUACAGUCGUAUGGCGGCGCAUAUCCAUCUAUGAAAAGAUCAGCCACGGCACCUAGCUUUCGUGAUCCACGGUCUACAAAACCUGGGAUGCGCCUUGACUCUCCCUUGAAAAUGCAGAGGGAAAUCUUGAGAGAAACCGAAGAAAAACCAGAUCCAGAUAAUCCGAAGGUCGAGCCUUACUCUUCUCUAAACCUUGCAAAUCGCAUUCUACCCCAUUCUUUUCUUGAACGAACUCUGGGAAACAAAUCUCUCCUUCGCAUUCCGCAAAUAUUGAAAUCGGUCAAAGCACCAGAAUUCGAAUUGCCCGAAACUAUAGAUGGGGACUACGUCGUAUUCGGCAUUGUUGCGUGCAAAUCAGACCCGAAACAACACAAGGAAAAAAAGGCAUCUACAAAAGAAAUCAACCUUGAUGACGACGGUCUCAACAAUAGGGAGCAAUACAUGGUUAUCACUUUGACCGAUCUCAAAUGGACGCUUGAUCUAUUCCUUUUUGACACAGCAUUGCCACGGUAUUACAGACUCUCGGAAGGCACUCUGAUUGCUAUACUCAAUCCCACAAUUAUGCCGCCGCCGCCUGGUAAAAUUGACACCGGAAGAUUCAGUCUCUGCCUCUCAUCAUCUGACGACACCGUCCUCGAAAUCGGUUCCGCACGAGAUAUAGGGUAUUGCAAAGCCGAACGGAAAGACGGUAAAACCUGUCGUUCUUGGGUAGAUGCACGCAAAACGGAGUACUGCGAUUUUCAUGUCGACGUGCAGAUUAGACGGACACAGGCGCAUAGAGCAGGAGUGAACGCUGGAACGACCAUGUUUGCACCAGGCGGCCGGCAUGCAUCACGAAUCGCAAAUUUUGGCGGCGGCAAUGUUAAUCGCCGAAACAAGGGCCUCAAACAGGAAGGCGCAAGAUACGAUUUGGGAACACAAUCCACAUACUUCGUUGCUCCUGCUCCUAAGUCCUCGACGUCUCGCGAAGACAUGCCAAUGAACCCUUACCGUAACGCAAUGGGCAGAGGCUCUGCGGCAGCUCUCAUCGACGCCGUUGACGACAACCCAUUCGCAUCAAGCAACGUUCGUGGCAAUGAAACCAAAGAAGAACGUACCCGUCGCCGACUCGUGGAAGAUCAACGCGAACGGGAUAUCGCCAAAAAACUCGGUUCCAGGAGUGGGAACACAGGUUCAGAAUACCUUCGCGCGAGAUUAGGACAGGCAAACAGCUCGUCAUCAGCAGCAUCUUCAUCACCGGCCUCAUCGGCAGGAAAGUCGGGCUUGGCGAAAUCUUCAUCAACGAAUAGCCUUGCAUUCCUAUCCCGCAAAGCAGAUUCUGUAAGUCUCAGUCCGAUUCGAAAACGGGCACAUGAAGAAAUCUCAGAGAAGUCUUCUAAACCGGGACUUCCAUCUGUCAAAAAGACGCGCUUUAUCACUCCAAAGGGUAUCCGUGAAGCUGGAAGAGAGAGUAUAGGCUGUGCCACAGGGAACGAAGUGAGACGUAUGGUCAUGACUAACAACGACGACGAUGAUGACGAGUUGGAUAUUAUUUAGUCCCCGGGCGUUCAUUCUCUUCAUUAUUAGAUACAUUAUUUUUAUCAUGAAUCUUGGCUGAUGGCUGGGUC